This is a messenger RNA of Alligator mississippiensis (American alligator), 6614 nucleotides long. Its product is annotated as zinc finger protein 777. Gene Ontology annotation, biological process: regulation of transcription by RNA polymerase II. The transcript has 4 exons. The record is from RefSeq and is a predicted model, not a curated record. NCBI's taxonomy places the organism in Eukaryota, Metazoa, Chordata, Crocodylia, Alligatoridae. Gene Ontology annotation, molecular function: RNA polymerase II cis-regulatory region sequence-specific DNA binding; DNA-binding transcription factor activity, RNA polymerase II-specific. The coding region runs from base 1170 to 2291 and encodes 373 amino acids.
GGGUGCACAGGCAUCCCCGUGCGCCCCCUGCGCGGUGCCGCUGGCUGGCUGCGCUGGCCUGUAGCGCCCCGGGGCUUGCUUGCUUCUCCCCCGUAACGUGUUGGGUUGCUGGAGCUGGGUCCCGUACCCCUACGGCCGGAUAAACCCGAAUGGGAAGCGCCCUGCGGUGGCUGCCCACGUGCUCCCCGUGCCAGAAAACGCUGGGAUGGUGCUCUCCUCUUCUGUGCCGCCAGGCCGAGAUGGAGAGAAAAACACUGGUCAUGCAUGUGGUAUCGAGACUGGCCAAGCGAGUCCUUCCCAGAAAGGCGUAUAACUCAGAACCAGGGCUGGCAACGCUUCUGGUUCCACCUGCGCAGGGUAUCUGUUUCCAAAAUAGACCUUAGGACGCUUUCUUCCCAGUUCCUUUUACCGCAGCACCCCCCUCCCCUGCGUAACGGGAACCAACGUGAUGCAUUCACCACAGCUCCCUUUCCGCUAGGACAGGCUUGUGACCCUCCAAAGGUCCCCUCCUCCCGGCCACUGGAUAUCCCAGAUGUCCCCUGAGACCCUCUUCGUUUUCCAACCAGUAUGAUGCUCCACUGAGCGAGCCCCUCUUCGUUUGCUGACCAGUGCUCUGCUCCACAGUUUCACAUCAUGUUCCCGCCGUCGCUGUAACUCUAAUGUGGAAUUCAUUCCUGUUCGGAGAACGACAGACCUAUUAACACGCGCCCUGAUUCAUCACAUGUAAAUGAUAAUAUUUGGACAGGGAUGGUCCUGCCUUGAGCAGCAAAGGGUUGAUUUGGGUAACUUCUUGACUUUCUUUCUAGUUCUUGCGUGUAUGGUCUGUGAUUCUGUGUGCAUGCUUAGGCAGCGAGCAUGUUAAAACAUGGAAGAUCGACAUAGUAAUAAUGGCUAGGUUGGUUUAAAAAGAAUAUGUUUGGGAGAUGUAUUUCGUUUAAUUUUUCUCUGUGUUUUUCAGAUGUCGACUAUUUUAAGAUCCCUUUGUGCCCGUGUCGAGGUCUGGCUCCUCCAAGAUUAGCAUUUUCUUUUUGAUGAAUUGAAUCUCUUCCUUUUUUACAGAGAUGCAUGUAUCUGCUGCUCUUAGUAGAAAGCAGUAGUUGAUCAGAAACUCUCGAAACACACCUCUUAAUAUAUUAUUUUAAAAUUUGCCUCCACGGCUCCUUUUGACAAUGGUGUAUUGCUCAGCUUUGAACUGUCAGAAUGCAACGAGCGGGGUGUAUAAGAACAGUUCUGUUACCUUCUAUGGUUUUCCUUUACAAAACAAACCUCUCUUGAAGCAAUGGAUUCACAACAUGGGUCGGGAUAUGGGAACUCCUUCUAAGCAUCAACGACUGUGUUCGAAACACUUUGAGGACAGUUCUUUCGAAAUCGAUCCCCUAAAAAUUAGGAAAAAUAGGCGCUUAUUGAAAGAGGCCGUCCCCAAAAAAUUCAUUUUGGAUGAAGAUGGAAACUGGUUAGUUGGAACACCUCGAAGUUUCUGUGGUGCAGUAAGCAAUAAAACUCGAAAACGAAUCCGGAAUCCUGAAAGUUUGAAGGUCCCGGGAGCAUUUGAUGAUGUUGCAGCCCACGAGGGGAAGAACUUAGAAGCGUGGCAGAAAGAGCUUUACAAGAAAGUGAUAAAGGAUAAUUAUGAAUCCAUCAUUUCACUUGGUAAAGACUAUUCCGUUUCCAAAAAUUACAUGCAGGCACGAGAAGAGCUGCAUGUGAGGGAUCGGCAGGACUCCGAUGAAAGAGAAAUUCCUAUGACUCCUAAUACAGUGGAUUAUGGGAUUGUGAUAAAAACUGAAGUACAGGAUCAUGAUGAAGGUCCAGAAAACAUGGAGCUGCACGCAUCGCUUUCAGGAGGAUCACAAGACCUGGCGUGCCAAAGUCCUGACAAGGGGGUCGCUUAUGAGAGCUACUGGAGUUCAGAAUCGGAGCAGAGGAGUCCUGUGGAAAGCAGAAUGGGUAACUUCUCACUUGGUGAAGGGGAGUCCAGUGAAUUCAAAGACAUCCUUUUCUGCGAGGAAACCCAUGUAGGCGAAAGACUUUAUAUAUGUACAGAAUGUAACAAAACCUUUAAGCUGAAGAGAGGACUUCUAAAACACAAGCGAAUUCACACCAAAAGGAAUCAGGUCUCGUCAUACAUCUGUACAGACUGUGGUAAAAGCUUUGGUCGCCAUGCAGAUCUCAUUAGACAUCACAGAACUCACACUGGAGAGAGACCUUAUAAAUGUACAGAGUGUGAGAAAAGCUUCACUGAGAAACCCAGACUUACUAAUCACUUACGAACUCACAACAUAUACAUGUAACCAGUGAAGCCAAAGCUCAAUUGGAACAGAUUUCCACUCAGUCACCAACAGCCCUGCCCAGAGUAGAUGGCCCUCGGGUGUCUCUCAAAUGCAGGAAAAGCUUUAGAGCGAGGCCAUUUCUACAGCAUUGCAUUGAACUGCAGCAUGAGAUGGACCCCGUUGUUGUAAGUCUGCUCACCCUUGAGCAGCAACCUAUUCUCCGUUAGCUGUCAGGUGAUUCAAGUACGGGGAGGGAACAUAUAAAUUUACUCAAUUUUAUAUGAAAGUUUAAUUGCAAAAAAGGCCUCUUCUAAAAUAAUUACUAAUCUAACCUGGCAACAGACCAGAUUAGUGCAGCAUGUGUGGGAGGUAUUUUAGAUAUAAGAAACUUUUGAUAGAUCACCCAAGAACGUGCAGAACAGCAGGAUCAUUCGCAGAUGAUUACUGGUGGGAAAUGGAGUCUUUGGGAGCUCUAAGUUGGGCCUCAUGACAUAUAAAUGGGAAAUUAGUGGUAAAGUCCAUCCAGUGCAGUCCGUGGUGCCAGCACUGAAAGGAACAUCAGAUGUAAAUCUGACCUGAGUUUAUGGAAUGGUCGAAACCUCCAUGGUGUAGAAAGCAUGAGAUGUGGACUUUGUUUCUGGAAGAGAGAACAGAAAGGGUAGUGUGCUCCCUAUGAUCCCUUCUGUGCAUCAGUGAAAGACAGAAGACAAUAUUUUAUAUGGGAUGUAAUUUUCUCUAAACCAAAAAAUGGCCAAUGGCUCCAAGUGCAGGAAAAAUCAGCAGAUGGAUGGGAGGAGGAGGAGAACAGUGGGUCAGAGCCUGUGCAUUUUGUUAAACAUCUGUACUUAGACUCCAUCGUUGGAGGUUUUUAAGACCCAGGUAGACAAAGCUUUGGUUGGGAUGAUGUAGGUGGGGCUGGUCCUGCUUUGAGCAGGGGGUUGGACUAGAUGUGACCUCCCGAGGUCCCUUCUAACCCUAAUUUUCUAUGAUUCUAUGGACUGUAAUUUUUAUUUUAUUUUUUUAAUCCCUUGGUUUUUGCUGUCUUUAUGUCUGUGAUACAGAUUUUAUUGCUUUGGGAGAUUAGAACAUUUCCCCCAAGUUCUUUCGGGCGCUGAUUUUUAACAGUGCCUGAAUACAAGCAAUUUACAGGAGCUAAAUGGAAAAAGAAAGUUUGCUCUGCUUUUACACAGUGCAGGAGCGUGUAACCAUCCGUUUUCAGUGGAUGAUAUCUGGUAACUAGCAGAAUGGGAAAGCUGUCUGGUGAGAUGCUUCUGAUUUUAAUGGCUCUAACCUAAUACCAAGGUUUAACAGUUGAAAAAAGGGAAUAUUCCUUAGCAAUUAAAAGAACUGUGUUUGUCCUGUGCACAUUGAAUAGAACAGAUUUACUCAGCCUUCCAGUAGGAGGAGUGGGAGCAAGAAGCUUUAACUGCUUUUAAAGUUGAGUGGAUAAGUUUAUGACAUGGCCUUCCCACAUAAGCAAAUUCAGUAGUGGACACAAGGAUCACGUGCUCAGGAAUGCAGGUAUUUUGCAGUCGUGAACGAGUGGACAUACAGAUCCCCUAAAUGCGUUUGGACCAGGACACGGGUCAAGAAACCCUGGGAAUAGAAGGCUGAAAUCUGGCACUCCAGUGACACUCCCUGUGACUGAUCACUCAGGAGGAAUUGAGAGCAGAAUAUGAUCCGAGGAUUUUGUGCAGAGCACUGCAAGAGGCACUAAAGUAGUUCCCAGUUCUGGGAAAGAACCAGGUAAUAACAGCAGCCCAGAUCCAGAGAUUUGAUACAUCAAUAUUGACGGCAGGUGGAAGAUACACACACAGGACAUUCAGCAACAUGAAAAGUGAUAACUGCUGUAGCUACAAAGCUUCAUUAAUUUAUUGAACACAUAUACGGCUUUGUGGAACAUUGCUAUGCAUGAUUGUACUUUGCAUUUUUUAGCACUUUAGAUGUUCAAGGUGCUAUACCAAAUAUCAGUUGAAGAAGACCAAUUAAGCAGAAAACACUGAAGAAGCUUGUCAGUUAAAUUAGACUCCUUUCCUGCCUGGCAGCAGAGUGACAAAGUACUAGACAAUUCCAGUGAGCUGCUAGGGAAUAUAAUGAGAGUAAAUAGCUGGAGAGGAAUCAUGAUUUUUUGGAGAAGUAUUAUUAUAAUGGAACAACUUGUAUUAAUUUUUGAGCAAAAAUAGUUUAUAAUCCGGAGAGGAAGCCUAAUACAAGAUGUACUUUGGGGUGGAAGUAGAUUGUUGUUAUCCUUAGCUGGAAGCAAGCCAGAUUGCCAGAAAAACAUCGAAAGCUGAGUUUUUUCAAUAUGGGACUUCAUAGGAAUUGUUUUAAUUUACUGAAAAAUAAAAGGAUGUUGAAUAUGGUCUUUCAAGACACAAAAUACGUAUUCUCUUCAGCUUGAGAGAGUAUAAAAAUAACCAUCCCUAUCAUUACAGCUUUCUGCUAAAUGUUUUGUCAUUUGUCAUCAUUAUCCUGAUAGUUUCUUUAAUAGGUUAUCUGAUACAUUAACAGUCUGCUGUGAUGGUGAACCAGAGUCUUUAUUUCUGAUCUGGAAAGGGUAAAGACCUUACUGGACUCCAAACAGAAAGGAAAAUAGGGAACUUCAUUGGGCUUUUCAGAGCUAACAAAGUGAAUUUGUUUUGUUUUUAGAUUCGGGGCCUAAUCCUAAUUCCUUUUGAAGUUGUGAGCAGGAUUGGGCCAAUAGUGAAUUAACCAAUCAUUUGUAUACGGUGGCUAACCCUUUUUUAAGGUGUAGAUGUUGUAUGGUGUAAAGUAAGUCAGUAUUUCAGAUCUGAGGCUAAUCAUGGUUAUUUCUGCCAGUGUUUCUGAAGAUAUUUUUUCUGACUACUGAUAACAUCUCACUUACACAUUUUGUUCUUUUGCCCUUUCUAAGAACCAGCCUGUUCUUUCAACUUGGGAUACUGAAAACGAUGGAUUUGUGUUGAAUACUAAUAAAUACGAGAAAUUGUUGCUAGUACCUACUGAUGAUUUGAACAAGAAUUUUGUCAAUCCUUAAUGUAGACAAGGACAGUGUUGUUGUAGAGCAAAUCUUGUCUUCAAGUGGAAUCGGUAUGCCUGCUACCCUGUAUACUGUAUGUCACCUUCCUGUAAGCACAUUUGUAUUUUCAGUUCAUUCUUUUAUGGUAACCUGUUAUGUUACGUUGCAACAACCUGCCACGUGUAGCUGUAAGCCACUUUGAGCCUUUUUUGGGGGAGAGGGGCUCCGAAAUCAAGUAAAUAAAUAUUCAAAGUAUAGUCUACUGUUCAGAGAUAAGAUUCGGUCAAUAAAAACAUUUAAAAUAAUGCAGUUGCCAUCACAGGUCAGCUCGCAGCAUAAGCAGAACAGAACAUGAGCAGUUGUCCUCAUCCAAGGGAGGCAUGUUUAGGGAUACAUUAGAGUAGGACUGAACUCAGUCUAAGCAGUGGAUCAAAGAUAUCAAAUAUAAAGAUACCAAAUUUAGUAAACUUUGUCCAGUAUUUGUUAGAUGAUCACUUAAGUGCACAAAUAGGGGGCAAUUUGAGGGUAGGAGAGAAAGGACAUUGUGGGUUCAUAAUCUGGCCAUAUAUUUUCUAAUUCUGUAUCUGGGUACCAGUUCAGGGAUCACACCGUUCUGCGACUUUCCUUGUGGGGGUUUCUUUUGAGUUCUUCCUUCAGUGGCAGAAUUGAACCCACUAUGGUAGAAAUUAAACUCUAAUACUUGCAGAUGGCAUGUACAAGAAAUGUUCACAGGUAACGAGAACGAUAAUGUUCUUGUUUAAAGCUUGUGGGUAAACAGAAGCAUCACAUUAUGUUUGUAUAAUUGGGGAAAACAGUUUGACCUCAAAGUAUGAAAGAGCCACCCAGAUAUUCGUCAAACCUCUGACUCUAUCAGCUAACUCUUUCAAAAAAUAGACUCUCAGAAUCAAGCCACUGGCCAUGGUUAGCCUGAAAAUCAAAACUUUGCCUUGAUACUUCAAUUAAUUUUGCCUGGAGUAAUAGUGAAGCAAACACAUUAUAGAAUUAAAAAAAUGUAGCAUUUAAUUGCCCAUGUUUUCUGCUAAGCAAGCAGAGUAGGGUCUGGAAAUAACAUAAAAGAUUCAAAAAAAAGAUAUUUAUUCUUUAUUCUUUUGCAGCCAUAAAUAAACACGUCCUGUCACUCUGGUCACCUUGGUUUGUGAUGAAGGUCCUAUCUGAGAUUUCACGAUUAAUGUUGGCAAAUGACGAUGUCUGUCUAAAGGAUAUGAUAAUAUGUACAAAUGUAUCUGUUGUGACUGAUUUCUACAGGCAGAGAUGAUCUUUUUGUGUUUGAACAGUGCGUUGUACAUCGUGGGUGCUACUGAUAUAUAAAUAAAUAUAAAAGUGGA